GAGGGUGAAGAUGUCUAGUUUGCGAAUUUCUUGUCUUCCUUUUGAAACUUCUGUGAGGAAUUUGGGUUAUGCAAAAACAGGUGCUGAGAUGGAAUACUCAGAGGAUGAUAAGAAAACAAAGCUUGGCUCUUUAAAGAAGGUAGCAAUCAGUGCAUCUUCAAAGUUCAAGCAUUCCUUGCAAAAGAAGGGGAGAAGGCAUAGCAGGGUUAUGUCUAUUGCAAUUGAGGAUGAAGUUGAUGCAGAAGAGUUGCAAUCAGUUGAUGCUUUUCGCCAAACACUCAUCUUAGAAGAGCUAUUACCCUCAAAGCAUGAUGAUCAUCAUAUGAUGUUAAGAUUCUUGAGAGCAAGAAAAUAUGAAAUCGAGAAAACAAAACAAAUGUGGGCAGAUAUGCUUCAGUGGAGGAGGGAGUUUGGUGCUGACACAAUUCUGGAGGAUUUUGAAUUCAAGGAGUUAGAAGAAGUCCUAAAAUACUACCCGCAAGGGCAUCAUGGAGUUGAUAAGCAAGGGCAACCUGUUUACAUAGAAAGGUUGGGUCAGGUUGACUCUAACAAGCUGUUGCAAGUCACAACUUUGGAUCGCUAUCUUAAGUACCAUGUGAGAGAGUUUGAGAGGACAUUCGCUGUUAAGUUCCCUGCUUGUUCCAUUGCAGCCAAGAAACACAUUGACCAAAGCACAACAAUCUUGGAUGUGCAAGGAGUGGGUCUCAAAAGUAUGAACAAAGCUGCAAGGGAUCUCAUCCAACGUCUUCAGAAGAUUGAUGGUGACAACUACCCUGAGACCUUAAACCGUAUGUUCAUCAUUAAUGCUGGUUCAGGAUUUAGGCUGUUGUGGAACACUGUCAAGUCAUUCCUUGAUCCUAAGACCACCGCCAAAAUCCAUGUCCUAGGUAACAAAUACCAGAGCAAGUUACUUGAAAUCAUUGAUGCCAGUGAACUUCCAGAGUUCUUGGGUGGUACUUGUACCUGUGAAGACAAAGGUGGUUGCUUGCUUUCAGACAAGGGACCAUGGAAUGACCCAGAAGUCUUGAAGAUGGUUCAAAAUGGAGCAGGAAAGUGCAAGAGGAAAACUUUAUCUGGGAUCGAAGUGAAAACCAUAAUUGAAGAUGAUACAGAAUGCCAAAAGGUAAUCGGUUACCUACUUUACAAUUUCAAAUUAAGUUUUGCUCUGAAACUUUCUUGCCAUUGUCAGAAAAAAUUGACCAUCUCUUUGGGUACUCCCUUUGCACAUCAGCAGGUGGCAUUUGCCCCAGUGAAUUCAUCUUGGGAAAAAGCAGAACAAAAAGAUCAGUUAGCCCUUUCUAAAAAUUGUUUGUCUAGCAACAGUAAUUCUAAUAAGUUUAGAAUCCCUUUUACUGGUGGAAUCAUGUCCGUUCUUAUGGCAGUGAUAACAGUUAUCCGCCUGGCAAAGAAAGUGCCAAGAAAAAUCACUGGAACUGACUUGUUUAGUAACACAGCACAUAGUAAUGGUAACAAAAUGAAAGCACCUGCAAUUUGCAUGGAUGAUCAAAUGUCCAUGAUGAAGCGCAUGGUUGAACUAGAAGAGAAGGUGAAUAUCCUCUCUAAGAAACCUGACAUACCAGCUGAGAUGGAAGAAUUGCUGAAUAAGGCUCUUAGCAGAAUCAGUACGCUAGAACAAGACUUGGCUAUUACCAAAAAGGUAUUAUUGGUUUUCCUUCAUACUACAACCUCAUCAUCAUUUGAGAAUAACAUUGAUUGA
Messenger RNA from Vigna angularis (adzuki bean), 1717 nucleotides. RefSeq names its product phosphatidylinositol/phosphatidylcholine transfer protein SFH3. Lineage: Eukaryota; Viridiplantae; Streptophyta; Magnoliopsida; Fabales; Fabaceae. The transcript is spliced from 9 exons. The record is from RefSeq and is a predicted model, not a curated record. The coding region runs from base 11 to 1717 and encodes 568 amino acids.